This is a messenger RNA of Trichoderma asperellum CBS 433.97, 696 nucleotides long. The record is from RefSeq and is a predicted model, not a curated record. NCBI's taxonomy places the organism in Eukaryota, Fungi, Ascomycota, Sordariomycetes, Hypocreales, Hypocreaceae.
AUGCAUUUCCUCCUUUUCGGCGCCACAGGGCGGACGGGCCAGCACGUCGUAUCUGACCUGCUCUCUCAAGGUCAUACAGCGGUGGCCCUCGUGCGUACCCCAGGCAGCCUCAGACCUCGUCCUGGGCUCACUGUUGUUACUGGAUCGCCACUAUCGAAAUCUGACAUUCAAACCACUCUCUCCGCGGCGCCUUCUCUGACUCCUUCUGCAGCCAUUGUCACCUUGAACACAGUCCGCGAAUCCGACAGCCCUUUCGCGCCCCAACUCUCACCCCCUCGCUUCCUAGCCGACUCGUGCGCCAAUAUUUGUGAGGUGCUCGAGCAUGCCGGCAUUUAUCGCAUUGUAGUCAUGUCGACGGCAGGCGUGGGAGAUUCUUGGUCUAAUCUACCAUGGCUGACGAAGGGUUUUAUGGCGUAUACCAACAUCAAGUACGCUCUGGAGGACCACAACCUCGUGGACAAGGAGAUUCGGUUGACCAAGAUGGAUUGGACACUUGUGAGAGCUUCGAGGCUGAAAUUCGACGGCCCAAAGCAGAAGCCAAUUGACACAAAGAUGAGCUUAGUGCAAACGCUGGGCAGCAACGGCGACGGAAUGCGUCUAAGUGACAGUAUAAGUGUUUCUAGUGUGGCGGGAUUCCUAGUUAGGAUCGCAGUUGAAGGGACCUUUAUUAAAAGUACAGUGGUUGUAAGGGAUUGA